AACUGAUUAGAAAAAAAAAAAAAAGAGAAGAUGAUAACAGGAGACGAUUUUUACAAGGUGAUGUGUGCAAUGGUGCCCUUAUAUUUUGCAAUGAUAGUUGCAUAUGGGUCAGUAAAAUGGUGGAAAAUAUUUACACCAGAGCAAUGUUCAGGAAUCAAUAGAUUUGUUGCUGUUUUUGCAGUUCCAGUUCUAUCUUUUCAUUUUAUAUCUCAGAAUAAUCCAUACAGGAUGGAUACUAAGUUCAUAUUGGCUGAUACUCUUUCUAAAGUGUUAGUUCUUGUCGUUCUAUCAGUUUGGGCUAUUUUCUUUAAUGGAGGAUUGGAUUGGCUUAUUACUCUAUUCUCUGUUGCUACUUUGCCUAACACUCUUGUUAUGGGUAUUCCUUUGCUCAUGGCCAUGUAUGGAGAUUUUACUCAGAGUCUCAUGGUGCAAGUUGUUGUUCUACAAUGUAUCAUCUGGUAUACCCUUUUGCUCUUCCUGUUUGAGUAUAGAGCAGCUACACACUUGAUCAAAACCCAAUUUCCAGGACCUACAGCGGCCUCCAUCACUAAAAUCGAACUCGACAAUGACGUUAUCUCCCUCGACGGCCGAGACCCACUUCGCACAGAAUCCGAAACUGACGGAAACGGUCGCAUCCGGCUACGAAUCCUGCGGUCAACUUCGUCGGCUCCGGAUUCUGCCCUAUCAUCGUCCAUCAACCUCACCCCUAGACCCUCAAACCUCUCCAAUGCCGAAAUCUUUUCAGUUAAUACUCCUGCACCAUUUCACGAGUACAAUAUCAAUAACACUAGUAGUGGUUAUAGUCACUAUAAUCAUGGAGCAAACAACGAGAUAAUAAUAUGCAGUGGUGAUUUGGGUUUCGGGUAUAGGUCCGGAACAAGUCCGAGACUUUCCGGAUACGCGUCGUCAGAUGCUUACUCUCUGCAACCGACGCCUCGAGCAUCAAACUUUAAUGAGCUAGACGUGACAAAUUCUGCCGGUACGCCGUACUGGGUUAGGUCUCCGGUAGCCGGAAAAUUUUUCAGGCAGCAGUCCCCAGCUGUUCCCGAAGUUAGAAUGGCGUGGGGAGAGUCGCCAGGGAAGGGCCAGAAUGGUAGCGCUGGCGGAGGCGGCGGCAAAGACAUUACAGAAAAAGAAAUUAGCUUCAGAGACAAUUGUAAAACUCCGGCGCCGGAAGAAGCUGCAACCGAACAAGGAAUGCCCAGUGCCAUUGUCAUGAUGAGACUUAUACUGAUCGUGGUUGGCCGGAAGCUCUCUCGCAAUCCAAAUACAUAUUCAAGUGUAUUAGGCCUCCUCUGGUCUUUAAUCUCAUUCAAUUUGUGGUAUUUUGAGCAGAUGGAAUGUGGGAAUGCCAAGUCUAGUGAAAUACUCGAUAAAAAUAAUUUCAGAUGCAGGUCUUGGAAUGGCAAUGUUCAGUUUAGGGUUAUUCAUGGCCCUUCAACCUCGGAUAAUUGCCUGUGGCAAAAAGAAGGCAGCGAUGGGGAUGGCGAUCCGAUUCAUUUGCGGCCCCAUAGUGAUGUCAGCAGCAUCCGUCGCGGUGGGUUUAAGAGGAGUCCGGCUACGAGCAGCUAUAGUACAGGCAGCUCUUCCACAAGGGAUAGUACCAUUUGUGUUUGCAAGAGAAUAUGGAUUACAUCCAGAUAUAUUAAGUACAGGGGUCAUCUUUGGGAUGCUAGUUUCCUUACCGGUAACCUUACUCUAUUACAUAUUCCUAGGCCUAUGAAUUUAAAGUAGAAAAGAAGGGUUAUAGUAAGCAAAUGGAGAAUCCAAAGAGUUAAUCAUUUCCUAAGAAAGCAAAGAGAUAAUGAAGUUCAUAGGAAAAGACUAAUAUAUCCUUAUAAUAUAAUUUCAUUAAUCCCAGCCUUCCCCACCUGUAGUUGGGUUGAUGAUCCAGCCAUUAUAUAGGCUUCUGAUUAGCAAGAUCAAUGGUCUUUUUUGGUAUUGUAAAUUAAGAUUGACCAGCAAAAGGGUUUAUACCCAAAAAGCCUAAAAACAUGGUCAAAUUAUAGAAUUUGACAAGUUGAUCAUAAUUAGGGUUUUUGAUGCUCUCUAUAUAGUACAUAGAGUAGUGGUAGCCGAAAGGAAAAUGGGAUAUUAUUAUGACUUAUUAUUAUGAAGGUAGGAGAGCAGACUCACUUUCAUGGUGGGUAAUGUUGAUGUUUGAUCCAAGAAAAGAUAAUAUAUGAAAAAGAGUUGAAAAUUUGUAUCAUUUCUACUUUCGUUUUAGUGUCUUUUUGAUGAUUGUAAGUUGUAACAAUCAUAACUAAACAGUUGUUGCUUUGUUUUCUUUUUAGGGAAUUUGUAUGUGAAACAAAAGAAUAGAUUGCCUUACAAUUGAA
Molecule: messenger RNA, 2339 nt
Organism: Jatropha curcas
Lineage: Eukaryota; Viridiplantae; Streptophyta; Magnoliopsida; Malpighiales; Euphorbiaceae
Source: RefSeq, a predicted model, not a curated record